Trypanosoma rangeli is the source of this 1005-nucleotide messenger RNA. RefSeq lists its product as uncharacterized. The record is from RefSeq and is a predicted model, not a curated record. The coding region runs from base 1 to 1005 and encodes 334 amino acids. The transcript has a single exon. Lineage: Eukaryota; Euglenozoa; Kinetoplastea; Trypanosomatida; Trypanosomatidae.
AUGUUUCACGGCUUCCCUGACGUGAAGAUAGCACCUCGUGACACCACUCUCAGCGAGCAGUUCUCUCUGCUUGAGAGGGAAGACUGUGUGGAGGCGCUGAUGCAGUCGGUGGUGCAGAAGGUGCGCAUCUCCUUCGCUGCCCUGACCUACCUCGGUAGCCUGGCGCAGAACGCCACGUCCCACUACGCUCUCUUUGGCCGGGUGUGCGGAGUGCAGGUGAAUGAGGUGAUUGAGAUCACGAAUGUGCUGCCGCCGGUCAUCACCUCCCGGCCGCCGGAGGACGAAUCACCGGAGCAGCGUGAGGAGCGGCUGCAGGAGCAGCAGCGUGAGGAGCGGAGGAUGUACGAGCGGAUGGGGAAAAUGCUGCUGAAGGAGGAACUUGACAGCUACCAGGUAGGCUACUUCGCGGUGUGCAGCGCCUGCACCAACGCCCCGUACUCGGUCCGUACGGCGCAGCAGCUGGCGCAGUUGGCAGUGGAUGGCCAUCCAAGCGUCCUCAUUGUGUACGACCCGUUCCGCACAAGCUUGAUGGGCAAACUUUACCUGCGUGCCUUUGUGCCCACGCGUGAGUACGUGGAGUUCUACACGAGAAUCAACAACAAGCGUAACACUCUGCGAGAAAACCGCCUGAUGCGGGACUGCCACGUCGGCAAGAGCGGGGUGCUGCGGGAGGUGAGGGUAGAGGUAGACGUGGAUGAGUACCAUCUCCUCUGCCUCGACAGGUUUAAAAUCACGCCACUUCCAAGCACCUGCGCCACCCUGCACUCGCAGACUAUGGCGGAGUACACCGCCGCCCUCAUCGAGUCUGUGCGCCACAACACCGAUGAACUUUCCCGCGUGCUGCACAGUGAGAGCUACUUCAGUCAGAAGGAGGAGAGUUAUGGCCCGCUGGCGCAACGCAUCGACACACUCCUGAAACUAAUGCAGCUGCGCGAGCAGACACAGCACUUAGAGUCCAUCUGCGACGGCGUCCUCCUCAACACCACGCUGCUGCGCGACCUGUAG